Molecule: messenger RNA, 3026 nt
Organism: Platichthys flesus (European flounder)
Lineage: Eukaryota; Metazoa; Chordata; Actinopteri; Pleuronectiformes; Pleuronectidae
Gene: arf2a
Product: ADP-ribosylation factor 2a
Exons: 5
Coding region: 108-650 (180 amino acids)
Biological process (GO): vesicle-mediated transport; intracellular protein transport
Cellular component (GO): plasma membrane; cytoplasm
Molecular function (GO): GTP binding; GTPase activity
Source: RefSeq, a predicted model, not a curated record
AAGGAGGCGGAUGAUGACCAGGAACACGAUACGUCAGCUUACGCCAUUUUGUUGUGUGAGCAGAGCAGCAGCGAAGCAUCGCACAGCACAAGAAAAGGUGAGCCAAGAUGGGGAUUUUCGGAAGCAUGUUUAAAGGGUUAAUGGGCAAGAAAGAGAUGAGAAUCCUGAUGGUAGGGCUGGAUGCUGCUGGAAAGACCACAAUCCUGUACAAACUCAAACUGGGAGAAAUUGUUACCACAAUUCCCACCAUCGGUUUUAAUGUUGAGACAGUAGAGUUCAGGAACAUCAGUUUUACAGUGUGGGACGUCGGUGGUCAGGACAAGAUCAGGCCACUCUGGAGGCAUUACUUUCAAAACACACAAGGCCUUAUCUUCGUUGUGGACAGUAAUGACAGGGAGCGAAUCGGUGAGGCGAAGGAGGAGCUGAUGCGAAUGCUGGCCGAAGACGAGCUGAGAGAUGCGCUGCUGCUUGUCUUUGCCAACAAACAGGACCUGCCCAAUGCCUUGAAUGCAGCUGAGAUCACAGACAAACUGGGCCUGCACAACCUGAAACCGCGGAACUGGUAUAUUCAGGCCACAUGUGCCACGGGUGGAGAUGGUCUCUACGAGGGUCUGGACUGGCUUUCAAGCCAGCUAAAGACAAUGAAAUGAUCCAUCACUACUCCUCGUCCUGUCUGCCACCUCUGUCUGCAGUGUAAUGGGAGACUACACUGGUCCUGGUCUGUCUCACCCCUCUUUUCGCCUCUGUUCCCCUGAAGAGUCCGACCUUGGGCCAGUGCUCCCAUGCAUACUGUAUGUGUACUGUAGUAGUGUGUUUGGAUGAAUGAAAGAAUGUGUGUAUGUAUGCGUGAGCAGAGUGGGAGCAGCCCUGCGGUGCCUUGAACAGCGUUAACGCCGACACCUCCUCCCUUCAGGGUCAGCACAUCCAAAGGUACUGGUUUUUAAGGACAAAGGAUCUCUCAAGAAUGUUUGUUUAAAAAAACAUGCGCUUGUGGCAUCAAGACCAUAAUAUAGGGCUGCGCGUUAUUAGGAAAAAAAGCGAUAUGUGGCAACGUCUAAUAUUGCGAUUAAUAAACAUAAACAGCUCCACAGCCCGGCCACAGCGUCACUUAAACAUAAUUACUGUUUAUUCACCCUAUGGGUUUAUUAAAAUAUGUACUUGACAUCCAAUAUCUGUUAUUUGCAUGUUUCCAGUUUAACUGUGGCCGCAAAUACUGGACGCUUGUUGAUUCUCUCCUAUAAUUCAGAUCUUUAGAGUUUCUGUCUGCAUUGUUAGGUCACAAUAAUAGUCAGGAUGUUGUGCUACUCAUCUGUUCCAGAUGUUUUCGCAUUUGUUGAACCAUUUUAAAUCCAGUUCAGUUCCACUUCCCUGACCCUGAUAUUUCAUCUCAGGCCUUCCACACAGGUUUAAAAGGAUGCAUCCUGGCUGUGCCCACAAAAGACAAAUGUUUUGAAUGUGUGUAUAUUGAGUGUAGUUACAGCAUCAUUGGUGGAUUUGUGUUUCCCGUGUAAGUUUCAACUACAUUCACGCCAUUGGAACAACGAGGCCUUUCUUAGAGUUGCUCCCACUCUGGUUUAUUAUUUACUGGUGGUCUUAUAUUGUCUUUUAUCUAGUUAUUUUGGUUAGGGGUUGUUUUCUAUUCUAUUUUAAUGUUUUUUUAUGUUGGUGUUACGCAUGACCUGGUUUACUCUAGCGUGAGCUGACGUGCCAGGUGUGCCGUCUUUUUUGAAUAAAAUGUUCUCGGGACCAAUUGGUUGGAUUCAGGAUUGGCUCAUUGUUUUUCGGUGUUGGGAUUUGCCUCCAGAGCGUAAAGUGUCAGGGCAGGUGCACACUCUUAACCAAAUUGUCAGUUCCGUGAUAAGACAUUACAGUUGAAUGGGAAGCAUCUAGUCCAACCUGCUUAGAAAUCAGCACCGUAAAAGCCUCUUCGAUGCUUCAGGCAGAAGAGUCCCUGCAUGUACCCAGGGCGCUUCCCCAUGUUGUUAUUUAAAUGAUGUCCCUCUGAUGCCCUUUGCACAACCUCAUCGGCUUGCACAACACAGGGCUGUGUGAAGACCGCAGAAUAUUCAUCAGCGUUUGUUAAACAGAGGUAACACCUUGUCGUGUCAUAUUAAAGAAGGAACACUAAGAAUAAUGCAAAUGGUUUCCCUAGUUUUUCAGUAAUGCUGCUCACAAUCUCCUCCUCUCCUUAGAGGUUUAUAGUUCUGGGCUAUAUGUAUGUAGAAUCAUGUCAAGAUAAAAAAUAAUCAUAUCAAUCGAUAUCAGUAAUUAUCAAGAUGAAUGACAGAUUUUGGCUCCUGAGGGAAGAUUGUGGUUUUUAAACUUUUCUUUAUCAACAGAGAAUGACUUUAUGAAUCUGAGGUAGCGCAAAGUUUUAUACCAUAUUAGAAUUAUAUUGGAGUAUUUUGGAAUGUUGUUAUAUUGCUAUUUAAAAUAAUAUUGUAAUUAUUAUUUAUAUUGAUUUAUCGCCCAGCACUAGGAGGUAAUAACCAUACUUAUCACCAGCAGACAUUUCAAAUGUACCAGUGAGAAUGUUACAAGUGUUCAACCAGCCAUGAAACGGUUUCCUUCACAUUGAUCCUAAAUGUUCCUGCAUUUUAUUAAGAAAUCAACCAUGCACACCCAUAACAGAGUAAAGAUGACGAUACUGUCAUAUAAUCACACUGACCUCUCAAGGGAAAUUCAUUUUCCAGUUUUUGUUUUUCUACAUCGGGAGGUUUUCUUGGAAGUUUUGUGUAACUGGACAACUAAUCCUUUUUGACAUUUUCACUCCUCUAUACAUUCUGGUGUUUCCUAAACAUCUGUAGGUGUGUUGGAUAAUCUGGUACAAAGCAAAAAGUACAAAUGUAUAUGCUUUUUUUUUUAACUCAUCCACCUACUCAUGUUUCCAACUGCUUUAAUUUUUCAAAUGUUUCUGAACAACUGACAGCAUAUGUGCAUAUGUAUCUCUAAAGUAACGUAAAUGCUUUUUUUCCCAUCUUGUCAGCAGCUGAUAAAUGCACUAUAAUAAAUAAUUAUCUAUUGUA